CUCCUCUUUUCAGGUGACUGCUUAGAGCGUAAUAUUGGUGCAACUGGAGAUUUUCAUCAUAUUACUGAAGCUAUGGACUGCAAGUGUAAGCAACGAUGCAGAGAAGCUGUUCACGAGGUCACAUUCUCGGCAAGUAAAUGGCCUUCUGGAGCGACAGACGUAAGGAUGAUGAGUACUCUUGGAAGUGUCUUCUAUGAACAACUAAACUACGAGUUACUUCAAGAAUCUGAGGCCUAUGGUCUUGUGAACCUAAUCGCCGACUUUGGCGGGCACCUUGGAUUGUGGUUAGGUACUAAAGCCACUUCUUAUUGCCAUCUUUUAUUACUUGUUUAUUUUAUUUUAUUUGACUCGUCUUCACAUCUCCUAUGCGGAUCGCAGUACUUCCCACAUUCAGUUCGUUUCCUCAAAGGCACCGUCAUCUCAUAUCGGAUAAAGGCAAAUGAUGACAACGAAAAUAUGACCAGUUCGGAAAAAUGGUAA
This is a messenger RNA of Angiostrongylus costaricensis, 480 nucleotides long. NCBI's taxonomy places the organism in Eukaryota, Metazoa, Nematoda, Chromadorea, Rhabditida, Metastrongylidae. The record is from the annotation of a GenBank genome assembly.